AUGGCAACUCACAAGGGAUGUGCUCAGAAAGGCAAAGCAAAAUGCACUAAAACCACCUCAGGCAAACCCCAUAUGGAGGACUUCAAUGGGAGUUUCAACAAUGAAAACCUUCCAGGUAAAGUAGUUGGUCCUGAAAACUGGUAGCCUAUAAAUCAUGUGUUGGCAUUUUUUCUUCAUGACAUAAUAUCUAACAGUCUACUUUUUUUAUUGUUACAGUAGUUGAGGGUGAGACAUUGAGAGGAAGGAAACGUCUCUCAGAGCCAGAUGAUGAUGACAUUGACAUCGACAUCACCAAAGGGUAGGCCAAGCAUUUGUCACAAAGUGCAGUGGUGUAAAGUCUUUAAGUAAAAAUACUUUAAAGUACUACUUAAGUAGUUUUUGGGGUAUCUGUACUUUACUUUACUAUUGUUAGAAAUUGCGUAAUUCAAAUCUGGUAUUGGAAUAAGAAUCAAACAUAAUCAAGAGAUAUUCAAUCCAAGCUAAAUUUAUUAUAUGCAAAAUGUAUGUAUGAUAAGUAUGAAGGUUCGUAUAUACGGGUCCACUGAAAUACCACGCAGGGCACUCAGAGAACUAAUCCAUUGUUACAGGUUCUUCUUCAAAUACUCUGACAGAGAUAUUUCCCACUCCCUGCUGGCCAAUCAGAGUCUGAGCGUGGUUUAGACUUACUCAGCCAAUCCGUUGGCGCACAGGCUAGUCCCAGCCUCUUGGCGCUCCACCGUUGCACACUGUUGCCAGGCAUACGUUUUUAUCAUAACAACCUGUGGAGUUAGCACCCAAAAAACACCAUUCCACUGUACUGUGAGUACCUAGUUCAAGGACGGUUCACAGACAACAGUUCACAGACAACAAAGAGGCAGUGUUCGUAUCUGUAAGAAAUACAAGUCUUAUCUGUCCUACCCCCUAACGUUCCUUACAUGAAUCACAGCUGGUUAUGUGAAACAAUUUAUAUCAGUAUAGUACAACCCUAUGCUUAUCAUUAAUGCAUUCCUUCUAAGCUAUUCAUCACAUACAGAUCCAAUUAUGAGAAAAUAGAACCCCACACUAUUAAUAUUUUUGACAACUUUUACUUCCACUACAUUCCUAAAGAAAAUAAUGUACUUUUUACUCCAUACAUUUCUCUUGACACCCAAAAGUACUCCUUACAUUUUUAAUGCUUAGCAGGACACGAAGAUGGUCCAAUUCAGGCACUUAAGAGAACAUCCCUGGUCAUCCCUUCUUCCUCUGAUCUCACUAAACACAAAUGCUAUGUUUGUAAAUUAUGUCUGAGUGUUGGAGUGUGCCCCUGGCUAUCAGUAAAUAAAUAAAAAACACGAAAAUUGUGCCAUCUGGUUUGCUUAGGGACAGAUCAAAAUGUAGUUGGGGGGAGGGGCUGGUCCAACUAAAAAAUAAAUGCACCCCCCCUCCCUAAAGUAAAACAUAUUUUCACAUGACCCUCCCCUUGUACUGUAAAAUAAAUUGAACAACCUCCCCCCUCAGAAUUAACUCAAAAUAAUGUUUACGACCACAAAUAACAAUAACUGUAGCGACCCUGUGUUUAUAAAUGUGGAUAUCGACUUUGCCACUUCAGCAUGCUUUUGUGGCACAGUUGAUGCCACGCAGGGCUACGGGCCAGAAGGUUCAGGGUUCGCCGACCACCACAGACGAGCUCACUCUCCCCGCCUGUUUCAUUACACUACAGUCAGAGCUGGCUGCAGACAAUGAUCAGCUAGGGGGAAAUCAGAUGUUCAAAAUGUUGAUGCCAUUUAUAAUUAUAUAAAAUAUAUGCAACGAAUUCUCCACCAACAGGUUUCUGUGCCAAUGCACCACACAACCAAUAAACAAAGCAUACCGACUUUGGGCACUUGAAUAUCAUGGUUUGCAUUUUCAGCACCACAAUAGAUAGACUAUGUCAAUCUCGACAAACAGAAAAUACAUCCCUCCCUACCUUGUAGGCUUACCCAGUAUCGAAGGAUUGGCUUGACAAUCUCCAAAUGUCAUUAAACUUUUUGGUGUUUUGUAACAGAUGUCUAGUUCCAUUCAUCAAUUGGCCGCCACACAGUUUGGAUUGAUUGAUUUAUUGAUUGAUUUUAUUUGUCAGUAAAAAAAAAAUAUAUACACAAAUAAUUUUUUAGGUGACCGGUAUUGCACAAUAAAGUCAGGGACUUAUUUCCAUUGUGGUCCCUAUUUUUUACAUAAAUACAUAUACAAUUACAUAGAUACAGACACAUUACAGAGAUAGAGAUGAAAAAAUACUCAACCUCCAGAUGAGUAUUGGGCGGCAGGUAGCUUAGUGGUUAAGAGUGUUGUGCCAGUAACCGAAAGGUCGCAGGUUCUAAUCCCCGAGCCCACUAGGUGAAAAAUCUGUCGAUGUGCCCUUGAGCAAGGCACUUAACCCUAAUUGCUCCUGUAAGUCGCUCUGGAUAAGAGCGUCUGCUAAAUGACCAAUUAAUUAAUUAAAGUAUGAGGGGGGAGUUUAAGUACAAUUCUUACAAGCUUGUUUGGCUGGUAGCUUAUUCUUUAGAUGUUUGGGGCUGCUGGUGAACCAUGAUGUGCAGGCAUAAUCAACAUUGUAGAAUAAUAGUGAAGACAUCAAACCUAUGAAAUAACACAUAUGGAAUCAUGUAGUAACCAAAAAAGUAUUAAACAAAUCAAAAUAUAUUUUAUAUUUUACAGCUUGCUAUUAGCAGCUGCCAGCUAGCAGAGAGAACAGUCUAUGACUAGGGUGGCUGGAGUCUUUGACAAUUUGUAGGGCCUUCCUCUGACACCGCCUGGUAUAGAGGUCCUGGAUGGCAGGAAGCUUGGCCCCAGUGAUGUACUGGGCCGUACAUCACUGUCAUCACUGUCCCUUAAUAUAAGGAUUUCUUUAUGAUUUAUAUACUUUUAGUUUUGAUACUUAAGUAUAUUUUUGCAAUUACAUUUACUUUUGAUACUUAAGUAUAGUUCAAACCAAAUACUUUUACUCAAGUAGUAUUUUACUGGGUGACUCACUUUUACUUGAGUCAUUUUCUAUUAAGGUACUGUAUCUUUACUUUUACUCAACUAUGACAAUUAGGUACUUUUUCACCACUGACAAAGUGACAUUUAUUUGACUGAGGUGGAAAACAUACAGUAUUAUCCUGUGUGAGUUAAGUUAUGGGUUCAUGUUGUCAUUCAAUUAAUAUAGUAUGUCUUCAUCCACAGGGGGGAUAUGAUGACCAUGUUGGACAGAUUUGGAGGUAUUGGGUGUUCCAAAGGAUAAUCAGAUUUACAUGACUCUUCUCCACUAGAAUAAUCUCUAAUCUCUCUUUCUAUUCUUAUAUUCCAUACUCUGGCCUUGCACACUGAUUGGUACAGGGAUUGUUUCUCAUCACUGAAUUUUGCUUUGCAUCUAUGAGCCUCUUUUUCUCUUUACUGCUAGCGGACAUCAACAAAGCCUUCCUGGCAAAACGCAAACGCUUGGAAACGUUCACCAAGUCCUCUGUGAAGACCAGCCAUCAGAAGAUUGUUCAGUUAUGGAGGGUCCAACAAAGAGACAGGUGAUUAGACGUGUAGAGUGAAAGGAGGGUGCAAGUGUGUGUGUUGUGUGUGCGUGUAUUUGUAACCUGAUUUGUAUGAUGUAAAUUCUGCAGGAGUAAAGUGACAGAAGAUUACUGCACCCAGUUCAAUGCGGUCUUCAACCAGUGGGACACAGAUGUGCAGAAGUCCAAGGAUAACGAGGAGAAACUACUGGUAUUGCUCUGUCAGGCCUCUCAAAAAUAUUCAACCUAUUUCUAUUCUAUACCUAAUACAGAGUUACACUGGAGUAACUAAGGCAUCUUUUGGAGCUAAGCAUAGGUGUGUGUGUGUGUUCCCGGCCAUAGAGUAUGUUCCAGCACCAGCAGAAAAUGUUUCAGCACAUGAGGGCCUCCCAAAGCCAGAGACUGAAGACUCUCAAGCAGCUGCUAGAGCAGUACAUCCAGGUAUAUUCUCUUAUCGUAGACUUUGUGAUUUUAAUGUCCCAGCUGGUUUUCUCAUGCCACCUUGUUUCUCCGUGCUGGUAGAGCCUUGAUACAAUGGAGAAGACCCAUGUCAGCCAGCAGGGUGCUGUACAGGGCGAGCUGCGCCAGGAGAUGGCACUGUUUCAGAAAAAGAUCCUCAUGGACACAGUAAGUAAAAGCACAGAUCAACUUACUAACACAUUGUUUACAUGCCUUAUGUCACUCUUUGCUUAGCUGAAACGUUGUUAAUGAUACAAAUGUAUGUGCCAUUUUGAAAAUGUGAGUGUACUACGAGCAUGAGCACCAUGAGAGUGAACCAUGAGCAUAGUAUUUAGAAAAUGACUAUUCAUGAUAAAUAAUUUAGGUCAGAUUUCAACAAACAAUACAUUUUUUAUUAACAGCAACAGCAAGAGAUGGCUACAGUGCGCAAGUCUCUGCAGACGAUGCUGAUGUAAAUUCUUCAGAAUGAAGGGAGCCGAU
Coregonus sp. 'balchen' is the source of this 4415-nucleotide messenger RNA. The record is from the annotation of a GenBank genome assembly. Lineage: Eukaryota; Metazoa; Chordata; Actinopteri; Salmoniformes; Salmonidae.